GUGCCUGCCAUGUUUUUCCCGUGCUCCUCUGGGCCGGCCGCCUGACAUGCCGUCGGCGCUAUAGCAACGGUAGCUAGCGGCUGGGAGAGAGUGACGAUAGGCAAUGUCUGGUCCAGCUGAUGAGACUGCAGGAGACCUACCUGUGAAAGAUAUAGGUCUAAAUCUCUUUGGCAUGGAAGGGUUGCAAGAAACUUCAACAACACGGACAAUGAAGUCUCGCCAAGCAGUGUCACGUAUCAGUCGUGAGGAACUGGAAGACAGAUUCUUGCGUUUGCAUGAUGAGAACAUUUCACUUAAACAGCAUGCCCGCAAGCAAGAGGAUAAAAUUAAAAGAAUGGCCACCAAGUUAAUACGGCUAGUUAAUGACAAGAAAAGAUAUGAACAGGUUGGUGGCGGCCCCAAGCGGUUGGGAAGAGAUGUGGAAAUGGAAGAAAUGAUUGAGCAGUUGCAAGAGAAAGUUCAUGAGCUUGAAAGACAAAAUGAAGUCCUCAAAAGCAGACUAAUUUCAACCAAGCAGCAACUUCAGAUCCAGGGUCACAGGCACACUCCGUAUAGUUAUGUGCAGUCUCGUGUUAACACCGGGCGUAGAAGAAUGAAUGAAAAUGCAGGCUUACAGGAAUGCCCCAGGAAAGGUAUUAAAUUCCAAGAUACAGAUGUAGCAGAAACUGUGCAACCCAUGCCUACAAAAUAUGGCAACAGUUUACUCAAAGAAGCCAGAGGAGAAAUAAGAAAUUUAGAAAAUGUUAUUGAGUCACAGAGAGGCCAGAUAGAAGAGUUAGAGCACUUGGCGGAGAUCCUGAAAACUCAGUUGAGGAGAAAAGAAAAUGAAAUGGAGUUAUCUCUUCUUCAGCUUCGAGAACAGCAGGCUACAGAUCAAAGGUCAAACAUUCGAGACAACGUAGAAAUGAUUAAGCUUCAUAAGCAACUAGUGGAGAAAAGCAAUGCCCUUUCAGUAAUGGAAGGAAAAUUUAUUCAGCUUCAAGAGAAGCAAAAAACUCUCCGGAUCAGCCAUGAUGCCUUAAUGGCAAAUGGAGAUGAGCUAAAUCUGCAACUUAAAGAACAACGUUUAAAAUGCUGCAGUCUUGAGAAACAGUUACGUUCCAUGACAUUUUCUGAAAGAAGAAUAGAAGAGUUGCAGGAUAGAAUUAAUGAUUUAGAAAAGGAACGGGAACUUUUAAAGGAAAACUAUGAUAAACUUUAUAACAGUGCCUUCAAUGCUGCCCACGAAGAGCAAUGGAAGUUAAAGGAACAGCAGCUGAAAGUACAGAUUGCUCAACUCGAGACAGCCUUAAAAUCCGAUUUAGCAGACAAAACCGAAAUCCUUGACAGAUUAAAAACUGAAAGAGGCCAAAAUGAGAAAAUCAGUCAAGAAAAUAGACAACUCCAGUUACAGUACCUGGAACAAAAGCAACAACUUGAUGAACUUAAAAACCGCAUGAAGUUUUACAACCAGGAGAGUGAUAUUAAUGCUGAUGAAUUGAGUGAAGCUCUCCUGCUUAUAAAGGCUCAAAAAUCACAAAAAAAUGGAGACCUUUCAUUUUUAGAAGAAGUAGACAGUAAAAUUAAUAAAGAUUCAGAACGGUCCAUGAAAGAGCUGCAAGCAACUCAUGCAGAAACAGUGCAAGAACUUGAAAAGACAAGAAACAUGUUAAUUAUGCAACAUAAAAUUAAUAAAGAUUAUCAGAUGGAAGUUGAGGCAGUGACCCAGAAGAUGGAAAAUCUGCAGCAAGAUUAUGAACUUAAAGUGGAACAGUAUGUUCAUCUUCUUGAUAUCAGAGCUGCACGCAUCCAGAAACUAGAAGCCCAAUUAAAGGAUAUUGCCUACGGCACCAAGCAGUACAAAUUUAAGCCAGAAAUCAUGCCAGGUGACUCAGCUGAUGACUUGGAUGAAACCAUUCACUUAGAACGAGGCGAAAACCUGUUUGAAAUCCAUGUCAACAAAGUAACCUUUUCUUCCGAAGUUUUACAGGCAUCUGGGGAUAAAGAGCCUGUCACCUUCUGUACCUACGCUUUCUAUGAUUUCGAACUACAGACAACUCCCAUAGUACGGGGCCUUCACCCAGAAUAUAACUUUACUUCUCAAUACCUCGUUCAUGUUAAUGACUUAUUCUUACAAUACAUUCAGAAAAAUACUGUCACUCUUGAGGUCCACCAGGCUUACAGCACAGAUUAUGAAACAAUUGCAGCUUGUCAGCUGAGAUUCCAUGAAAUUCUAGAAAAAAGCGGUCGAAUAUUUUGCACAGCAAGUUUGGUUGGAACUAAAGGAGACAUCUCCAAUUUUGGCACAGUGGAAUACUGGUUCCGAUUAAGAGUUCCCAUGGAUCAAGCGAUUCGGCUUUAUCGAGAACGGGCAAAGGCUUUGGGAUACAUAACAUCAAAUUUUAAGGGGCCAGAGCAAAUGCAAUGGUUAAGUCAUCAAGCACCCAAAACUGCUCAGCUCAGUUCUACUGAUUCCACAGAUGGCAACUUAAAUGAACUUCAUAUUACAAUAAGAUGUUGCAACCACCUGCAGUCCCGAGCAAGCCACCUGCAGCCACACCCAUAUGUUGUGUACAAGUUUUUUGAUUUUGCAGACCAUGACACAGCCAUCAUUCCCAGUAGCAAUGAUCCACAAUUUGAUGAUCAUAUGUGUUUCCCAGUGCCAAUGAAUAUGGAUUUGGAUCGAUACCUUAAGUCAGAGUCUCUGAGUUUUUAUGUAUUUGAUGAUAGUGAUACCCAGGAGAGUAUUUACAUAGGAAAAGUCAAUGUGCCUCUAAUUUCAUUGGCACAUGACAGAUGUAUUUCAGGAAUAUUUGAGUUAACAGAUGAUAAAAAGCAUCCUGCCGGAACCAUUCAUGUUAUAUUGAAAUGGAAAUUUGCUUACCUUCCACCAAGUGGUUCUAUAACUACUGAAGACUUAGGAAAUGUCAUACACAAAGAAGAGUCAGAGGUUGUUCAAAGACUACCUCCAACAUCCUCUGUUAGUGCACCUAUUGUAGCACCAACACCUAAACCAAGACGUUUAACACCUAAAGAUAAGAAGGUAUCUUUUAUGGAUAUCACACCACAUCAGCAUUAUGAGACCUCUACUCUUCCUGAAGAUAGGAAGGAAAUUUCACCAGAAGUGGAACUUAUACCAGAGAGAGAAAUUGAUAUGCCAACUGUUUCACAUAUUCCCGAGGUUCCUCAGGAAAGCAGUGUAGAUGAGGUAAAAGAGAAUACUGAGAAAAUGCAGCAAGGAAAAGAUGACGAUGUGACUUUACUGUCUGAGGGUCAACUUGCAGAACGAAGUUUGACUUCUUCUGAAGAUGAAACAGAAAUAACUGAAGAACUGGAACCAGAAGAUGAAGAAGACAGAUCAGCUUCUGACAGUGAUGAGUGCAUUAUUCCAGGUCCUAUCUCCAAGAAUAUCAAACAGCCACCAGAAAAGAUCCGGAUUGAGAUCAUAGCCCUAAGCCUUAAUGAUUCCCGAGUAACUGCAGAUGACACCAUCCAGCGACUCUUCGUGGAGUGCCGAUUCUACAGUCUCCCCGCUGAAGAGACACCCGUGUCACUUCCAAAACCCAAGAGCGGCCAGUGGGUCUACUAUAAUUAUAGCAAUGUGAUCUACGUGGAUAAAGAAAACAACCAGGCCAAGAGAGACAUCUUAAAAGCUAUACUACUGAAACAAGAGAUGCCUAAUAGAAGUGUUCGCUUCACUGUGGUCAGUGACCCUCCUGAGGAUGAGCAGGACCUGGAGUGUGAGGACAUUGGCAUCGCUACCGUUGACCUCGCUGACGUGUUUCGGGAAGGAAGAGACAUCAUCGAGCAAAAUAUCGAUGUUUUGGAUGCCAGAGCAGGUGGUGGAGGUAUUGGCAAGCUCAGGGUAACAGUCGAAGCACUCCAUGCCCUACGGUCUGUCUACGAGCAAUUCAGAGAUGACUUGGAGGCUUGAAAGAAACUGUUCCAGAGGCAUCUCCUACUCCUGAGUAAAUGCUCACAUGAAAGCGUUUAGAUGAGGUUUCUGUAAUUACUCUGGUGUAUAUAAUCUAUAAUUCAUGGGAAGCUGGGGCGGGGAGGACCGGGGUUUGAAGUGUUCAAGUUUUGUAUACUUUUUCAUUUGUUUAUUUUUCUAUUCCCUUCUUCCCAUGACUGCCACCCCUUGAGAACUUAAGUUCUCCACAGUGGGCAACACCUUCUCAAUAAUUUAUACCUACAUGGUAACAUGAGAAAGUCUGUUUGCAUUUUCAACAUUUCCUUAUGAAGAACUGAAACGCAAUUCCCAUUUUUAUUUUUAAUAAGCAAAAUAGCAUAAAUCUUAGAAAACCUCUGAAAAAGAAAUACUUUUAUGUUAUCCCUAAUUUUCCCACUAAAUGGAAUGCCUAUGAUUAGCCUCAUUAAGAGUUUUAUACUGUGAAGAUUUUAUUAGAAGCAAUAUAUGAAAAUUACUUGGAUUAAUGUGUUAAUCUUCCUCUUUAAAAUGCUAAUAUCCAUUUUAUGCACAUUAAAGCUCAGUAUGCAUUUUCUUUGAUGCAUGCCAUUUCUAUCAAUUAAAUAUAAAGAAUGAGACUUGGCACCAACUUAUUAAAUCACUGCAAGUUUUAUUUUUCCUUCCUAAAAGGUAUAGCUUUUCUUACUAAUACUUGUAUUGUUUUCAGAUAUUUGUAAUGGUCAUAUGGAUCCAGGGAUGUGUGUAUAUAAAGAAGAAAUAUUUAUACAUGAAAUAUACACUUUGAAAACUUAGCUUAUGACAGAGAAAGAAAAUACUAAAAAUAUGACUCAGAUUCUGAUAUGCUUAGUUAGACCUGAAAGGAGUAUCUUUUUAUCAUUUUUUUAAAAUUUACAUCAAGCUUGUACAAUGCUCGGGUGUAUCUGGAUAACCAGAUCCUUGAAAAGCAGCUCAGAAAGUUAAUUUUCUAGCUUUUACUCAAUCUCACUGAAGGAUUUAAUUGAUAUUUUUAAUGGAGCUGUGAAUCAAUGCUGCAAAGGAAUUGUCUCUAGAGGUCUAGGAUAUAAUGCAUUUCAUUUUUUAAUUUACUUUUUUAUUUGUCAUUUUCUUCAAAGGAUUUUUAUAGGCUGUGGGUUUUCACUGUUUGCAAACAGGCUAUGUUCCUUCUUAAGCAUAUGUAAAGUAUUCAGAGAGAUAAGUAAUUUAUUAAAAUCUACCUAAUUUGCCGUGAUAUAUUAAAUCUCUGCUUCAGUGAUCACAGACCAUUUCAUUUAGAGAAUUAGGCAUUCCCUCUUUGUGUGAUUAAAGCUCUGGAAAAUGAGUUCUUUGCUCCUAUUUGUGAACAUUCAAAGCCUGCUAAUGGCAAGAAGAUGGAAUAGAUUAUGAGACAAUUCAUUACAGUUCAACAGAAAAAAAAAAAGCAGCUAUAAUGCAAAAAUGCAAGUAUGGAUAUCUGCAUAUAGUUUGAACCAUCUGUGCCCUAAUGGCUUCAAUAAUGACUCUCGUCUCUAAGAGGCUUUGAAAUGACAUCCGCACAAUAUUAAUUUGUUGAUGUACGUUGUGGAACCAGUAGAGUAUGACCUGACCACAGAAAUCUAUAAAUUCUGUCUCUACCAUUGGGCCUCCCUGUCUGGGGCCUGCCAUCUCCAGGAAGAAUCUUCUCUCAUCAAACUCGGCAAAUCUUCAUAACAACUCAUUCCUCUGAAGCCUUCCAGAGACCACAAACAUCUGCAGACUAAACCUCUCCAACCCUAGUAAACAGCCACAUGUUUGUUGUCACUUCAGCUGGCUCUGAGCUCAUCUUUUUGGCCUCCCUUUCUAGCUUUCUUUGGCUUUAAGCAGUUACAGUGUCAUUAAGGCCCGUAAUAUUCCCUGCAGUAAUUUAAAACAGCCGGAUUAUACCCUGGGAUUAACUGAGUGGUUUCUGAGACAUUUAUUGUGGUAUUCUCCCAGGAGGUUUGUGUUAUUGUUUUAAAAUGCUACAUCCCAAACUAAAUGCCCUUUCUGUAGGGAGAAGACCAGAUUGUGCUGACUUCUUAUGAUCUCGAAGUGGAAAAGGGAAGUUUUUAUUAGAAAUCUGCUGAGAUCUAGUCAACUGUAUAGAAUAUAUAUCUCAGCUGACAUCAGAGCACUAGCCACAUUUCUGUCACUUUCGUGUGUACCAUAACAGAUAACUUAAGAUUCCUUUUCUAGUUUUAAAAUACUCAGCCUCAAACUACAUGAAUUUCCACAAAACUCAUUUUCCUAAGGAGUUGAAUAACUGCUGGCACACCCUGAAGUGGAGAAGUGAUCCUGGAUGCUUCACACAGGUUUCUAGGAUAGCUUUUUGUUUUGUCUUGGGUUGACCAGAGUUCACUGAAAAGCUCCCCACCUUUUAGGAUCAAGAGCAAUGUUUUUCUCUUGGUGAGCCAAGCCUGAUCCAGUAAGUAUGGCUUGAGGGUAGAGGGGCCUGGCCACACAAAUGCACCCGUUUAAGGGAAGGCCUGUGUGAGCUUACAGCUCUUGGUGUAAACGGACACAGUACACUCAGCACUUUUGGGGGCUGAAAUGCUUUUAGUUUGGAAAUAUAAAUAGAGAUGUGAUGUGGUAUGUGGGAGAGUGUAUUUUACAUGUUUUUUUGCCUACUGUAGUAGAAAUGUCAAAUUCCUAGCCACUGUCAUGAGAAGCAGUUGACAAAAAUAAGUUUUAUGGUUUACAGUGUGGUUUACGUAGAGAACAUUUCUCUUCACUCUCAGUUUCAACAUGUUUUCUAAAUUAUCAUGGUUUAUUGCCGUUUAACUUAAAUUAGUUUUUUAAAGAAUAAAUAGAGAAUAUAUUUAAUCAAAUAAAGAACA
Molecule: messenger RNA, 6741 nt
Organism: Cervus elaphus (red deer)
Lineage: Eukaryota; Metazoa; Chordata; Mammalia; Artiodactyla; Cervidae
Gene: RPGRIP1L
Product: RPGRIP1 like
Exons: 26
Coding region: 104-3913 (1269 amino acids)
Biological process (GO): retinal rod cell development; non-motile cilium assembly
Cellular component (GO): photoreceptor connecting cilium
Molecular function (GO): thromboxane A2 receptor binding
Source: RefSeq, a predicted model, not a curated record